This is a messenger RNA of Electrophorus electricus (electric eel), 715 nucleotides long. Its product is annotated as ubiquitin-conjugating enzyme E2 variant 1-like. The record is from RefSeq and is a predicted model, not a curated record. NCBI's taxonomy places the organism in Eukaryota, Metazoa, Chordata, Actinopteri, Gymnotiformes, Gymnotidae.
CGCACCCAUUCACUAUUUACUUAUAAGAUGGCGGUCGCCGCCGGAUCAGGCGUGAAGGUGCCGCGGAACUUCCGUCUGCUGGAGGAGCUGGAGGAGGGCCAGAAGGGAGUGGGGGAUGGGACAGUCAGCUGGGGCCUCGAGGAUGAUGAUGACAUGACGCUCACGCGCUGGCGAGGCAUGAUCAUCGGUCCACCACGGACCAUCUAUGAGAAUAGGAUGUACAGCCUGCGAGUGGAAUGUGGUCCCAGAUAUCCAGAGACUCCUCCAUUUGUGCGAUUUGUGACAAAGAUAAACUUGAAUGGAGUACACAACUCCAGUGGUGUGGUGGACACGAGGGCGGUGUCUGCUCUGGCUAAGUGGCAGAACUCCUACAGCAUUCGAGUGGUGCUGCAGGAGCUUAGAAGACUCAUGAUGUGCAAAGAGAACAUGAAGUUACCGCAGCCACCUGAGGGACAGAUAUACACCAACUGAGACUGUACUACACCACACACACACACACACACGCACACACACACACACACACACACGCACAUAGAUCCUCUGCCUGUUCAUCUUUCUUUCUUCCCCCUCUUCUUGUUUGUAUUCAUCCUUUUAUUCCUCUCUCUCUGCAUCUGUUAGUUGUCUCAUUUGUCCUUGAAUUUUCUUGCUGUGUCUCUCUCGUUCCCUCUCCCGCACACACGCACGCACACAGACGUACACACACAGACGCACACGC